AUUGAUCAGUCAGACUCGAAGCUUGUUUUAAUAAAGUUCAUAGUUUCGCUACACCUGUUGGCACAAUGACGGAGGCGAAUGUAGCUCGUUUGCUGCUGUUCGUUUUGGCACAGGUCACUUUCGUAAUGUGUCAAGAUGCGGAUGCAUUAGCAAAACAGUCUUGCACACAGGUUAAGCGCGACGUAUUUGAGGAACGAGUCGCGAUUAGUUUCUUCUUCGCUAAUGCGCCUGUUCGCUGGGAAACUAUUGAUUCGUGCCAUGGAUCACGACCGCUGAUAGUCGGUGGAACGCCCGCCGAGCCAAAGGAAUUUCCCCCUAUGGCGCGUCUAGGCAAUCGCGAUCGCAACAACGACACAAAAUGGAUCUGUGGCGGCACUUUGAUAAGCAAUCGCCUAGUGCUCACUGCAGCUCAUUGUCUCUACUCGGAAAAGGGUGCAGUAAAUGUGGUUCGGUUGGGUGAAUUGGACUUUGCCAGCGACCAGGAUGAUGCCGAGCCCGAGGACUUUGUUGUGCAAGAGAUAAUUGAGCAUCCGGACUAUAACUAUCAGAUGCUCUACCAUGAUAUCGCCCUAUUACUGCUGGAUCGUGCUGUGAAGUUCAGCGUCUAUAAGCACCCAGCCUGCCUGCCCUUUGUUGAUGGCGAUCGCAGCGAGAAUUUCAUUGCCAUUGGCUGGGGUCACAAGAAAUUCGCGGGCCGCGAAUCGACCAAACUGCUAAAGGUGAAGCUUACAAACUUUGGAACCAGAUGUCUCACAAGCACGGAUCUGGACGAACUGCCCAAUGGCUACAAUGUGAGCACCAUGCUGUGCAUUGGAUCCCCCGAGCUGAAGGACACCUGCAACGGCGACUCUGGCGGGCCAGUACUAAACUAUCAUGACGACUAUCCAUGCAUGUACCACGUCAUGGGCAUCACUUCAUCCGGCAUUGGCUGUGAAAACGCAAAUGUGCCCAGCAUCUAUACGCGUGUGCACUAUUACCUAGAUUGGCUCAGGCAGGAGCUGGCCAAGAGCAGAUGAAUAGCAGCCAGUCCCAAAAUCGAUUAGUUUUUAGCACAUGAAUUUACAUUGAUGUAUAUAAUUGAAACAAACAAAACUUUGCAUGCAUACAAUUGGAAAUAAACAGGAAAAGAAACUA
Drosophila hydei is the source of this 1134-nucleotide messenger RNA. RefSeq names its product serine protease snake. Gene Ontology annotation, molecular function: serine-type endopeptidase activity. The transcript has 3 exons. The record is from RefSeq and is a predicted model, not a curated record. Bases 66 to 1016 code for a protein of 316 amino acids. Gene Ontology annotation, biological process: proteolysis. NCBI's taxonomy places the organism in Eukaryota, Metazoa, Arthropoda, Insecta, Diptera, Drosophilidae.